GCGCACCGCGUGCCGCAGCUCCAUGCGAUCCCGAUGGACGCGAUCGCGAGCGGCCGCCUCAAGAGGAAGUUUGAGGAUGCGGACGUGGGAUCCCCGGCGUCCAACUCGGAUGAUGAAAUCUCCAACAGCGACAGCGCCGACAGCUGCGACAGCGUCAACCCCUCCAGCUCCAGCGGCUUCAUCCCCACCUCCAUCCUGAAGAGGCAGAAGCAGCUGCGCAGGAAGAAUGUGCGCUUCGACCAGGUGACGGUGUAUUACUUCGCCCGGCGCCAGGGCUUCACCAGCGUGCCCAGCCAGGGUGGCAGCUCGCUUGGCAUGGCCCCGCGACACAACUCGGUGCGCAGCUACACGCUGUGCGAGUUUGCACAGGAGCAGGAGGUGAACCACCGCGAGAUCCUGCGUGAGCACCUCAAGGAGGAGAAGCUGCACGCCAAGAAGAUGAAGCUCACCAAGAACGGCACGGUGGAGUCGGAGGAGGCGGAAGGGCUGACACUGGAGGACAUCUCAGACGACGACAUCGAUGUGGAGAACGUGGAGGUGGAUGACUACUUCUUCCUGCAGCCCCUGCCCACCAAGCAGCGGCGGGCGCUGCUCCGUGCCUCCGGCGUGCACCGCAUCGACGCCGAGGAGAAGCAGGAGCUGCGCGCCAUCCGGCUGUCACGAGAGGAGUGCGGCUGCGACUGCCGCCUGUACUGCGACCCCGAGGCCUGCGCCUGCAGCCAGGCGGGCAUCAAGUGCCAGGUGGACCGCAUGUCCUUCCCCUGCGGCUGCUCGCGGGACGGCUGCGGGAACAUGGCCGGCCGCAUCGAGUUCAACCCCAUCCGCGUGCGGACUCACUACCUCCACACCAUCAUGAAGCUGGAGCUGGAGAACAAGCGGCAAAGCGCGCGGCCCGGCGACGAGGAGCUGCAGGGCGCCGGCAGCUCGUGGCCCCCCGGCACGCAGCCCCCUGAGACGCAGGACUUCCAGGAGUUCAUGGCCGAGAACGAGACAGCCGUCAUGCACCUGCAGACCGCCGAGGAGCUGGAGAGGCUGAAGGCCGAGGAAGACUCCAGCGGCGGCUCCGGCGUGGAGAGCGUCGGCGUCUGCAUCCUGGAGGAGCCGCUGGCCGUGCCGGAGGCGCUGUGCCCGGGGUUGGCGGCCCCGAUCCUCAUCCAAGCGCAGCUGCCGCCGGGAUCCUCCGUGCUCUGCUUCGCCGACGGCGCCGAGCAGCCGGCGGCCGCGCAGCCCUACUUGAACGCCGCUCCGCUGCUGUACUACCAGGUGGAGCCGCGCUCCGCGCCGGGCCCCAAGGGCGAGAACGGUGCCGACGAGCGCCCCAAGGACACCGGGACCGACGCCACGGCCCCCGCAGCGCCGUGCAGCCGCGCCGCCCCGAGCAAAGGGGACGGGGCGAAGGGCGCGGGGCCGGAGGGCGCGCAGAGCUGCGCUGCGUCGCUGGGCCCCGCGGCGCCCCGCGAGGCGCCCGGCCCCGAGGAGCCCCCCCGGGGGGUGUGA
This is a messenger RNA of Centrocercus urophasianus (Greater sage-grouse), 1497 nucleotides long. RefSeq names its product cysteine and serine rich nuclear protein 2 (gene CSRNP2). The transcript is spliced from 4 exons. The coding region runs from base 34 to 1497 and encodes 487 amino acids. Lineage: Eukaryota; Metazoa; Chordata; Aves; Galliformes; Phasianidae. The record is from RefSeq and is a predicted model, not a curated record. Gene Ontology annotation, molecular function: DNA-binding transcription factor activity, RNA polymerase II-specific; sequence-specific DNA binding. Gene Ontology annotation, cellular component: nucleus. Gene Ontology annotation, biological process: regulation of transcription by RNA polymerase II.